Molecule: messenger RNA, 2202 nt
Organism: Glycine soja
Lineage: Eukaryota; Viridiplantae; Streptophyta; Magnoliopsida; Fabales; Fabaceae
Product: protein SINE1-like
Exons: 3
Coding region: 83-1849 (588 amino acids)
Cellular component (GO): microtubule
Molecular function (GO): microtubule binding
Source: RefSeq, a predicted model, not a curated record
UCUUCUUCUUAAGAUCUCUUUCUGCUUUCCUUCAUUCAACUGCUGCGAAAUCUCUGCAUCUUCUUUACUCUACGUUCAAAAAAUGGGUAGGAGUCUCAGCCCUUUGGUGAGGCAAGAGCUGGCAAAUCUUGAGAAAGAUGAAGAUAGCCGCAAAUCCGCCAUGAAGGCGUUGAAAUCCUAUGUGAAAGAUUUGGAUUAUAAGGCCAUUCCUUUCUUUCUUGCAAAAGUUUCUGAGAGCAAGGAAAAUUGUUCAGGGGAGUUCACAAUUUCAAUCUAUGAAGUUCUUGCACGGGUUCACGGUGUCAAAAUUGUUCCCUUGAUAGACAGCAUCAUGAGAACUAUAGUCAAGACUUUGGCUUCAAGUGCAGGGUCCUUCCCUCUCCAACAGGCUUGCUCAAAGGUGGUUCCUGCAAUUGCAAGAUAUGGAAUUGACCCCUCAACCCCAGAAGAUAAAAAGAGGCACAUUAUUCAGUCCCUUUGCUCGCCUCUUUCUGAUUCCCUUUCGAGUUCUCAGGAGAGUCUUACUUCGGGUGCUGCUCUUUGCUUGAAGGCUCUGGUGGAUUCUGAAAAUUGGAGGUUUGCUUCAGAUGAGUUGGUCAAUAGGGUUUGCCAGAAUGUUGCUGUGGCAUUAGAUGGAAAGUCUGGUCAAACCAACUCACACAUGGGCCUAGUUAUGUCGUUGGCCAAGCGCAAUGCUUUGAUCAUUGAAGCGUAUGCAAGGUUGCUAGUACAAUCUGGAAUAAGAAUACUGAAUGCUGGCCUUGUGGAGGGGAAUUCUCAGAAAAGGCUUUCAUCCAUUCAGAUGAUCAACUACUUGAUGAGAAGUUUGGACUCUAGAAGCAUAUUCUCAGAGAUUGAAUUGAUAAUUGAGGAGAUGGACAAGUGCCAAUCUGAUAAAAUGGCAUUUGUGCAAGGUGCGGCACUUGAGGCUUUGCAAACUGCCAAGAGAAUUGCAAGUGAUAAAAAACCAAGAUAUGCUAAAAGUCCUGCUUCAGUGACAGGAUCAAACUUUAGUAGGAGAGAAGAAGACUAUAUGGAGGGAGAGAAUACUUCUUCUGGUGAAGGAGAACAUACUCCUUCCUCUCUUACACCAGAAUCGAGUACAUUCGACUUUUUCUCUGGAUAUGAAUCUGUUGGGUCUCCUAUUUCAAGCAACUUAGACUAUGGACAAAGAAGCGUGACUAGGAAGCUUUGGAGUAAUGAAAAUGGAGGGGUUGAUGUUUCUCUGAAGGAUGGCUUGUUUUCACAAGUAGGAAAAGAAGGUGCUUUGUUAGAGCAUUCAUUGAUUCACGAGUUUUCUAAUGGAGAGGGAGACUAUACAGAGGAGUUUGCUGGUUUCAUGGGCAGAAAUACCAGGCAUGGAGUAUCCAAAAGUACCACCACAAGUCCACUAAGGUCACACACUCAGGCAACUGUUGACAGCAUAAAAAUCUUUGAGACCCCUAGGAAGCUCAUCCACUCUCUUCAAGAUUCAAGUGAUGUGUCUUUGGGUUGCUCUAAGAAGCAGAAUAGAAGGUAUAGAAGUCUAUCCUCAGACAACAUUGAGUGGAGUCCAGCUUCUAAAUACGACCAAAACGGUUUCGCAGAUGACACGAACAAGUGUGACAGUGAAGUAAUUGAAGGUUGUGCUGAGGUUGAGUUCCAAGGUAGCUCAGAGUCAGUCUCAUCAACAGAUGACAUUCCUGCAGAUGCCGAUAAGCAGAUGCAUACCGAAGUGGUUCCUGUAAACAGAAAUGCUAAGACUACAUAUAAAUUGGUUUGUGGUCUUUCAUGUGUUCUACUUGCAGUGGCCACUCCAUUGCUUUGGAUCAAUAGUCAGGAUGAAGGUCAUUAUCUUGUGCCAACAUAACAUCCUCAAAAUUAUGAGCACUUUAGGUAUGCUUAUUAUGUGAAAGUAGUUGUUAAUUCCAACAGUGUUGGAAAAUUCAGCAUAGCAGGAGUAUUAUAUGUUUUGUUUUCCUGUAAACAAUUCGAGAACUUAUUGAGAAUUUUACUUUCUAGUGAAGUGGAAACAAAAGUGGAUCUUUUGGUUAUGUUCAGUUAAAAUAGAGGCUGGUGGGUGAUGCACAUAUGAAGAGUUGAUGUCAUGAAAAUCUUUUGGUUUUUUUAUUGUGGCAUUGGUAAAUUCUAUGUUUUUAGGAGUUUUACCUCACUUUUUCUAUGAUUUGUAAGGAGGAUUGAAACACGUAGGAUAUUGCUCUU